This is a messenger RNA of Triticum urartu, 5243 nucleotides long. It is a transcript of the gene INO80, whose product is annotated as DNA helicase INO80-like protein. Lineage: Eukaryota; Viridiplantae; Streptophyta; Magnoliopsida; Poales; Poaceae. The record is from RefSeq and is a predicted model, not a curated record. Gene Ontology annotation, molecular function: ATP binding; ATP hydrolysis activity; histone binding. Gene Ontology annotation, biological process: DNA repair; chromatin remodeling. Gene Ontology annotation, cellular component: Ino80 complex.
CGGCCAAGCCAUGCCUCCUACUACUACUUCCCCCACCAUAUCCGCCUCCCCCCUCCACCUCCGCGUCCCCUCUGGCAUCCCCCUCCUCCCGUCCACAAACCCUAACCCUAAUCUCGCCGGCUCCUCCGCCGUCGCGGCCCGCCCCCACCGCCGUCCUCGCCGCUCCCCGCGUUCGCCUCGGUUCCCGCUCCACCCCCGGAGCGUCCCUCCACGCGCGCGCGCGGGUGGGCACUAGCUAGGGUUUCGAUAUGGACCCGCGCCGCCCUUCCCCGCGCGGCGGCGCCAACGGCAGCGGGUUCUCCUACUCCAACCUCUUCAACCUCGAGCCAUUGCUAAACUUUAAGGUCCCUUUACCGGAAGAUCUUGAUCGAUAUGGGAAUAGUAGCCCAAAUGGGAGCGUGAGUAGUCAAGGUCAAGGGUCCUUGUCGGAUCAGUACAAUGGUGUGAGUGAUGCUUCUCAUGGGCUGCAUCGAAAGCGAAAAAGGCAUCUUGGUGUUGCGAGCGAUGAUGAGGAAGCAGAUGACCACAGUAACCAAAUAACCGAGGAGCACUACCGUACAAUGCUGAGUGAACAUGUUCAAAAGUACAGAAGGUCAAAGGAUAAGGAGGGUGUUUUUGGUUCUGAUCCUCCUCGGGCAGACACCCCCCAAAUGAUAAAACACAAAAAUGGCAAUACAAGAGUUAUGAAAUACAGAAGUGAUUUCAAGGAUGUUGCAGCAUUAGGUGUGUUAGAAACCUCACCUGAGUAUAAUGGGAUGGGAUCUAUUAGUGCAUAUGGUGGUUUCAAUAAGAUUGUAGCUUCACUUGAUUCUUCCUAUUUGGAUAUGGGGGAUAAUGUGAGCUACUUAAUUCCAGAGGGUUAUGAUAAGUUGGCAUCUUCCCUUAAUCUGCCUGUUUUUUCUGAUAUACGUGUCGAGGAGCAUUUCUUGAAUGGCACGCUAGAUCUGCGCACCCUGUCAGCAAUGCUUGGCACUGACCUUAAGUUUGAGGCUACUAGUCGUGGUGGAUUAGCCGAACCUCAGCCUCAACAUGAAUCACUCAAGGAAAGGGUAAAGAUCCAGAAAUUUGCACUUCAAGUAACUGAGGACCCCUUUGCAAUUCCAGAGGGAUCAGCUGGGAGAAUACGAAGAUCUAUUAUUUCAGAAUCUGGUAGUUUGCAGGUUCAUUAUGUUAAAGUCUUGGAAAAAGGAGAUACAUAUGAGAUUAUCGAGCGGAGCUUGCCAAAGAAGCAAAUAGUGAAAAAGGAACAUUCUGAAAAUGUGAAAGAAGAUUUGGCAAGUUUUUUGAAACGCUGGCAUAUUAUUGCUAGAAACAUUCCAAAGCAUCACAGAAAUUUCACUGCUUUGCUGAAGAAACGGCAAAUGGAUGCUAAACGCUUUUCUGAGAAUUGUCAACGGGAGGUGAAGCUCAAGGUCAGCAGGUCACUGAAACUGAUGAGAAGUGCUCCAGUACGCACAAGGAAGCUUGCUAGGGAUAUGUUGAUAUUUUGGAAACGGGUAGACAAGGAACAGUAUGAGUUGAGGAAAAGAGAGGAAAGAGAUGCAGCUGAAGCUUUGAAGCGAGAAGAGGAACUACGCGAAGCAAAAAGACAGCAGCAGAGGCUCAACUUUCUGCUAUCCCAAACUGAGCUCUAUAGUCACUUUAUGCAGAAUAAGGCUGGCGAAUCAGCACUGCCUGAUGAGGGAUCUGCUCCUGAGGUUGAUGACGAGGAAGAUCCCGAGGAAGCUGAAUUAAAAAGAGAGGCUUUUAGAGCUGCUCAGCAUGCCGUUUCCCAACAAAAAAGGAUGACAAAUGCAUUUGAUAGUGAAAUUGUGAGGCUUUGUCAAUCUGCGGAGUCUGGCAUUCCAACAGACGAUUCAGCUACUAUGGAGCCUAGCAAGAUUGAUCUCUUACACCCCUCAACAAUGCCUGAGCAGUCAUCUGUGCAGACCCCUGAGUUGUUUAAAGGUGUAUUAAAAGAAUAUCAGUUAAAGGGCUUGCAGUGGCUGGUCAAUUGCUAUGAACAGGGGUUAAAUGGCAUUCUUGCUGACGAGAUGGGUCUUGGCAAAACUGUGCAGGCUAUGGCAUUCUUAUCCCACUUGGCUGAGGAUAAAAACAUAUGGGGUCCCUUCCUGGUGGUUGCUCCUGCAUCUGUUGUGAAUAAUUGGGCUGAAGAGGUAAUCAGAUUCUGCCCUGAUCUUAAGAUACUCCCAUAUUGGGGCCCAGAAAGGGUGGUUCUUCGCAAGAACAUCAAUCCCAAGCGUCUUUAUCGGAGAGAUGCUAGCUUCCACAUUCUCAUCACAAAUUAUCAGAUACUUGUGAAUGAAGAGAAGCUUUUGAGACGUGUUAAGUGGCAGUACAUGGUAUUGGAUGAGGCCCAGGCUAUAAAAAGUUCAAGCAGCCAGCGCUGGAAGACUUUGCUGAGCUUUAACUGUAGAAAUCGCUUGCUUCUUACUGGGACACCAAUUCAGAACAACAUGGCUGAGCUAUGGGCACUUCUUCAUUUCAUCAUGCCCACUUUGUUUGACAGCCACGAACAGUUUAAUGAGUGGUUCUCAAAAGGGAUUGAGGGCCAUGCUGAACAUGGAGGGACCUUGAACGAACAUCAACUUAGUCGACUGCAUGCUAUAUUGAAGCCGUUUAUGCUCCGCCGUGUUAAGAUUGAUGUCAUAGCAGAAAUGACGGAAAAGAAAGAAGAAAUUGUGCCCUGCAGAUUGAGUUCUCGCCAGCAAAUCUUCUAUCAAGCCAUAAAGAAUAAGAUCUCUCUUAAUGAGUUGCUUGAUGGAAGUCGUGGCAAUCUAAAUGAUAAGAAGCUGCUUAGCCUGAUGAAUAUUGUCAUGCAGCUACGUAAGGUCUGCAAUCAUCCAGAGCUGUUCGAGCGCAAUGAGGGAAGCUAUUACUUUUAUUUUGCGGAAAUCCCAAAUUCUCUUCUUCCUCCCCCAUUUGGGGAGUUGCAAGAUAUACAUUAUGCAGGCAAGAGGAAUCCUAUAGUGUUUGAGAUUCCAAAGUUAGUUUAUGAAGGGAUCAUCUGUAACACAGAAAUACCCGUCGAUGGUUGUGGAUUCCGGAAUGGAUAUAUCAACAGGCUGUUCAAUAUUUUUUUGCCAAGCAAUAUCCAUAAUUCGGCAGUUCCAGAAUCAACUUCACGAACCACAUCUGUUCUGCCAUCUGGUGCAUUUGGCUUUACACGUUUAACGAAUCUGUCCCCAGUUGAAGCUUCCUUCCUGGUCACUUCUUCAUUAUUUGAGAGACUAGUGUUUUCAGCGACACGUUGCAAGAUGGAGUAUGUUGAUGAAAUCGUGGAUCUAUUCCUUGAUUCAGAAGGUUCUGAUCUCCAGCUCAGUCAGUAUGAUGCCACAAAAGUCCGGGCUGUUACUAGAUUAUUGCUUUCACCUAAAAGGGCAGACUCCAGUUUGCUCAGAACAAAAUUUGAAAUAGGCCUGAGCGAUAACCCGUGUGAAGCACUAGUGCUUUCUCACCAUGAUAGGCUUGUCUCGAACAUACGGCUUCUUCGUUCAACAUAUGGUUUUAUCCCACCAGCUAGAGCACCGCCGAUAAAUGUCUGUUGUUCAGAUCGGAAUUUUGCCUACAAGUUAACAGAUGAGAUGCAUGAUCCCUGGAUCAAGAAGCUGUUUCUGGGAUUUGCUCGCAUUUCCGAGUUUAAUGGUCCUAGAAUACUGAAUGGUCAUAAUACUUUCAUACAGGAAGUAUGUACUGAUUUGCCCAUCCCUGAGCCGAUGCUACAGUUACCGUACAGGAUAUUCGGGUCAUCUCCGCCUAUGAGUAAUUUUGAUCCAGCUAAAAUGCUCACGGAUUCUGGGAAGCUCCACACGUUAGAUAAACUACUGCGGCAACUCCGAGCUGAAAAUCACCGUGUGCUCCUAUUUGCUCAGAUGACUAAAAUGUUGGACAUCCUUGAGGACUACAUGAAUUUCAGGAAAUUCAAGUAUUUCAGACUGGACGGGUCUUCUGCAAUUUCUGAUCGUCGUGACAUGGUCCGGAAUUUCCAGAACAGGAAUGAUAUAUUUGUCUUCUUGCUAAGUACAAGAGCUGGGGGACUAGGAAUUAAUUUGACUGCUGCUGACACGGUUAUAUUUUACGAAAUUGACUGGAAUCCGACACAAGACCAGCAGGCAAUGGAUAGAACACACAGACUUGGUCAGACGAAGGAGGUAACCGUGUAUAGACUUAUAUGCAAAGACACUAUUGAGGAGAAAAUCUUGCAAAGGGCAAAGCAGAAGAAUGCAGUGCAAGAGUUGGUUAUGAAAGGGAAACAAGUUCAGGAUGAUCAUCUGAUGAGACAAGAGGAUGUUGUUUCAUUACUUCUUGAUGAUACACAGAUUGCACACAAAUUGAAAGAAAUAUCAAUGCAGGCAAAGGAUCGAUUAAAGAAGAGGCGAGCAAAGGCCAUCAAGGUUGACAAAGAAGGAGAUUUGAAGCUUGAAGACUUGGAUGAUCCAACUGAAGAACCUGUAGAACAAGAUAAUACAACCAGCAAAAAGAAAAAAAGCUCGCACAAGAAACCUCCAAAGUCACAGGAUAAUGAUGGUGCGGAUGGCGAUGUUCCUGAGAGUGGUCCUGUCAAAAAUGAGGAGCAUAUUGCUUCCCUGAGGCCUAAAAGAUCAAAGAGACUAGUGAGGAGCACGGGUGAGGAUAAGGAACCCGUUGCUGCUUGUGAUGUUGAGAAACCUGCAGAUGCAGCUGAAAACAAUGACAACAAUGAUGCAGAAGAGUUGCAAGACCAGACUCCUUCUGCCUAGUUGACCUACUGGGCUGACCUGAUGAGAACAUAAGAUGCGAAUGGCAAGACUCUAAUUUGUGGUGUCGAGUAGGAGCAUCAAAGAUGGCACCCAGAGAAGGAGCUCUGGAUCUGCUUAAGGUGUUACGCGGUUUAUUAAGUAUUUUAACUCUGCUGUGCAGCUUCUUUUCAGAAGCCUGGGACUGCAACUUGGCUGCAGUUGCAAUGAGCUGAGCCCAAUGAUGGCUGUUACGCCAGCCUUUAUCCCUGCUGUUGGUGAUACUCGCUCUAGCCAUUUUGUAAAUAAGUAUUAGCAAUGUUCCGUCACAUAUAGGAAUAAUUUUGCUGUGUAAAGAGAGUAGUGAUGUAGACUUUUGUUAGGCUAAAAAUGAACAGGGCAGGAAAUAUCUGCUGUGCUUCCGAGUUGGAAACAUAUAUCACUAAAUUUAUGACUUUAUUUAGUCGGUCUAAUAGAUGAUAUGUGUGUCUAUUACUCCCACCGUUUCAAUAAGGGUUUGCCAAAUCA